This is a messenger RNA of Aplosporella prunicola CBS 121167, 1610 nucleotides long. RefSeq lists its product as uncharacterized. The coding region runs from base 45 to 1223 and encodes 392 amino acids. Gene Ontology annotation, cellular component: cytosolic large ribosomal subunit; ribosome. Gene Ontology annotation, biological process: ribosomal large subunit assembly; translation. Gene Ontology annotation, molecular function: RNA binding; structural constituent of ribosome. NCBI's taxonomy places the organism in Eukaryota, Fungi, Ascomycota, Dothideomycetes, Botryosphaeriales, Aplosporellaceae. The transcript is spliced from 4 exons. The record is from RefSeq and is a predicted model, not a curated record.
ACGACGACACAAGGACGACCAAACCCUCGAACUCCGUCGACAAGAUGUCCCACCGUAAGUACGAGGCUCCUCGCCACGGUUCGCUGGCAUACCUGCCCCGCAAGAGGGCUGCCCGUCACCGGGGAAAGGUCAAGAGCUUCCCCAAGGAUGACCCCAAGAAGCCCGUCCACCUCACUGCCACCAUGGGCUACAAGGCCGGUAUGACCACGAUCGUCCGCGACCUCGACCGUCCCGGUGCCAAGCUUCACAAGAAGGAGAUCGUCGAGGCCUGCACGGUCGUCGAGACCCCUCCUAUGGUUGUCGUCGGUGUCGUCGGUUACAUUGAGACUCCCCGCGGUCUCCGCUCCCUGACCACCGUCUGGGCUGAGCACCUGUCGGACGAGGUCAAGAGGAGGUUCUACAAGAACUGGUAUAAGAGCAAGAAGAAGGCGUUCACCAAGUACGCCAAGCAGUACUCCGAGAACAGCUCCAAGAGCAUCACCCGCGAGCUUGAGCGCAUCAAGAAGUACUGCACCGUCGUCCGCGUCCUCGCCCACACCCAGAUCUCCAAGACCCCUCUUAAGCAGAAGAAGGCCCACCUUAUGGAGGUUCAGGUCAACGGUGGCUCGAUCGCCGACAAGGUCGACUUCGCCCACGGCCUCUUCGAGAAGUCCGUCGACGUCUCCUCCAUCUUCGAGAAGGACGAGAUGAUCGACUGCAUUGCCGUCACCAAGGGUCACGGUUUCAACGGUGUUACCUCCCGCUGGGGCACCAAGAAGCUUCCUCGCAAGACGCACAAGGGUCUCCGCAAGGUUGCUUGUAUCGGUGCCUGGCACCCGUCCCAUGUCCAGUGGACUGUUGCCCGUGCCGGUCAGAUGGGUUACCACCACCGUACCUCGGUCAACCACAAGAUCUACCGCAUCGGCAAGGGCGAUGAUGCUGGUAACGCCUCGACCGAGUUCGACGUUUCCAAGAAGAACAUCACUCCCAUGGGUGGCUUCGUCCGCUACGGUGAGGUCAAGAACGACUUCGUCCUCCUGAAGGGCUCCAUCCCCGGUGUCAAGAAGCGGGUCAUGACUCUGCGCAAGUCCAUGUUCGUCCACACCAGCCGCAGGUCUCUCGAGAAGGUCGAGCUCAAGUGGAUCGACACCUCCUCCAAGUUCGGUCACGGUGCCUACCAGACCGCCGCGGAGAAGAAGCAAUACAUCGGCACGCUCAAGAAGGACCUUCAGGCCUCUUCUUAAGCUUGUUUAUCUUUUCGCGGUUUGGUUUGCAUCUAGUUCACGAGUGGCGGGGUAGCUUUGGCGUUCUCAUGUCCCGAAUUCCCACGUAGAACAUGCACAAAAGCAUGUUCAGCGCUAAAUAAAAGAUACUCAAUGGAAGUCAUGGAUCCAAUGAAAUGCCACUGCGCUUUCGCUAAUCUGUUCCUUUUCGCCUUGCGUGCAUUGCCGAUCCGAUGAAAAGGCUUGCUGUGUGAAAACAUGUGUACGCGAUUCAUGGUUAACGUAUAUCACCGUCAAGCGAGACUCGCCGUAUAACGAGAUGAUCACUCUUGGACGGAGUGAAAACGAAACCCAUGUAAGAUGUUUAUGAAGUUGUAGUUAUGCAUUCUAAGUUUGGUUAACUAUAUC